AUGCAUUUGGUUUGUUUCUGUCCAGACCUGAUCGGGGACUGGGCCAGCGACAGCGCCCCAGAUAUCUACUCAUUUGUCCCUUACGCCUGGAAGUUCAAGGUCCUCUUCCAUCAGUUUGAGAUGAUCUGGGCUGCCAACCAGCACAACUGGAUCGACUGCUCCACCAAGCAACAGGAGAAUGGUGAGACAGCUGUUUGAAUUAAAUGAUGAACAAACUCAAUAAUUCGCAAGGAGUAUACAAAAUAGUUUAUUUAGUGAACGUAUACACUUUUGAUAUUAUCCUUUUGUCUUUCAGUGUAUCUGGCUGCUUGUGGGGAGACUCUGAUCAUUGAUUUCACAUUGCCUUUUAAUGAGUAUGUCCCUACCACCUGCAAUACAAAGUUCUGUCUGAGGGUGAGUAGCAGAUGGGAUUUUUCAUGAUUUUCUGAUUAUGUAAAGUAUAGAAUACCCUUACAACAGGGGUUCUCAAACUUUUUGGCUCCUUGGACCCUUUUUGUGAUAGCAAAUGUAUCAUGGAACCCCUCAUAAUCAGAACACAACUCGAGUGAGAUAAAAAAUAUUAUAAAAGGAGUUUUUACCUUUAUUUUAACAAGGCAAGUGAGUUAAGAACAAAUUCUUAUUUACAAUGACGGCCUACACCGGCCAAACCCGGACGACGCUGGGCCAAUUGUGCGCUGCCCUAUGGGACUCCCAAUCACGGCCGGUUGUGAUACAGCCUGGAAUCGAACCAGGGGGUCUGUAGUGACGCCUCAAGCACUGAGAUGCAGUGCCUUAGACCGCUGCGCCACUCGGGAGCCCAUGACUUCGGCAGUGCAUGGCCGGACGAACCAAGUCUCGGGGCCCUGGGAAUUAACAUUUUAAAGGCCUGACUCUUAGCAUCGGAGAGAAAUGUUUCAGUUUUCAAUCAAAUGUUCUGCAAUCUACAGAUUUAUGUGGCAGCGAGAUGUUUUGUUGUUGCAGCUUUAAAGCUAAUAUCCUGAAAUUCUACACAUUUGUCCAUGAGGCAGAGAACUUUGCGGUUUUAAAGCUCAAAUUACAGUGCAUUUAAAGCUUAAAUUACAGUGCUAUACAAGAAGUAUUGAGUUGAAAAAUGUAUAAUUGGUGGAGUAUAGGACUACUGUGGAUACCAAUAUCCCUGUGAGCCUCCCAGACCCAUGUUGAACAAGGUUAAGAACAGAUAUUGCAGUACCUCCGCAGACUCCACUUUGAGAACCCCUGCCUUAAGGCGUCCGCAUGCUCCCAGCCAAAACAGUUCAGAAGAGUUUGUACAUAUAUUAUAAUGACAUUUUGUGAUGUUUUUGUUUGUUUUGGACUUCGGUAAUGUUUUUUUCAGCUGUUCAGGCACACACAAAAAUUUCUCGAGGCCAGCCGAAGUUCAGGAGCCGAAGUUAUGCCCAUUCAUCCGUGAUUGGUCUACUGUAGGGAUUCUUCAAGAAAGUAUUUUUUGUCAUUCAAUGAGAGACAACUCAUUUUCCUGCUAAUUUUGUUAAUGAGAAAUACUGCACCGAACAUCUUAGUUAAUGUCAAAUUUGGCAAAAAUGUCAAAAUUAAUGAAAGAUUUCUUGAGUUAUCUUAGAUUAACUAGGACUAUUUUGAAUAAGUGUAUACUGGCUCUCCACGGGCAUGCACAUGGAUAAUUUAAUGGGCAAACAGUACUAUUGCUGCUUUUUUCUCAUUUUAAGGGAGUAUGCGAGCACACUAAUUCGGUUUGCCUAGCCGACUACGCCUAGCCGCCAGCCGAACUCAAGCAUGCUGACGCCUUUACAGUACUUAACCCAUGUGGGCACUCAUAAGUCUAUGUCUCUGUGUUGACCCCAGGCUGAAGACACAGACCUGCGGCUGUCCCUGCCAGACUGCCACCCCAGCAGGUACCCCCUGCUCACCCUGGCCAAGGACUACCAGAACAGCAAGUUGCCCCCUGACAUGUGCAUGCCCGUGGAGAGCCAGGUUCAGAGCCAUAGCGGCCCGUCCAAACUCAACAAGUCCCGCUGGAGGAACAUCACCCACGCAGAGUGA
Molecule: messenger RNA, 2016 nt
Organism: Coregonus sp. 'balchen'
Lineage: Eukaryota; Metazoa; Chordata; Actinopteri; Salmoniformes; Salmonidae
Source: the annotation of a GenBank genome assembly